Molecule: messenger RNA, 757 nt
Organism: Danio rerio (zebrafish)
Lineage: Eukaryota; Metazoa; Chordata; Actinopteri; Cypriniformes; Danionidae
Gene: teni.2
Product: thiaminase I, tandem duplicate 1 2
Source: RefSeq, marked validated
AUCAGGAAGUAAGAGAAUUAAAAAUAUAUGUAUCAAGGCAUGAGAAGGAUAAAGACUGUGGCCAUACUCUACUUUUGCAUCCUAAACUUCAGGUACACGCACUGUAGCUCUCCCAGUGAUAGUUUGGAAGUUACAUCUGUGGAGGAUGUUUAUGACUACCUAUGGGAGAACAAUAAAGACAUCGCCGCAAAGACGCUCCAUCUGGACUUUCUGAGGCAAAUGGAGAACGGCACCCUGCAGGCGGAGCGAUACGUCAACUUUACCAUGCAAGACCUAAACUACGCACUGAAAGUUGGCGAUAUGUUGAAGAAAAUGAGUGCAAACGAAUCUCUCCCCAUUGACAUCAAGAAGCUACUAGAAGGCAGAUACGCAAGCUACAGAAAACUGAGCGACUUCAUGAUGAAAAUCUAUUGGUUUGAGGCUGAGCCUCAAAUUCAGCAAACUCCAGCCAUGAGAAAGUAUCUGUCGACCUACACAAACCUCAUGCUAGCUGAAGAGCCAGUGUAUUUUGUAGUGGGUCUUGUGCCAUGUGCUAGACUUUGGGGUUGGUUGGCUAAUAACCUGAACAUUCCUCCAACCAAUGCCUACUUCACCUGGAAGGUGGGCAAUAUGGGCGGCAAUCAUGAGAAACACUAUAAAGCUCUGCUGAACAAGUAUCUGAACACAGCUGAUAGAGUGGCGAAGGCUAAUGCUGUGUUUCAUGCUCAGAUGCAGAACGAGCAUGAUUUCUUCUUAACGUCUUAAGUGGCUGCUGUUG